This is a messenger RNA of Brachypodium distachyon (stiff brome), 1744 nucleotides long. Its product is annotated as 7-deoxyloganetin glucosyltransferase. The coding region runs from base 71 to 1507 and encodes 478 amino acids. The transcript is spliced from 2 exons. Gene Ontology annotation, molecular function: UDP-glycosyltransferase activity. The record is from RefSeq and is a predicted model, not a curated record. NCBI's taxonomy places the organism in Eukaryota, Viridiplantae, Streptophyta, Magnoliopsida, Poales, Poaceae.
CCUUUUAUAACCCUCUCCUAUCGCGCGACCGGCAGUGAGCCAGUGACAGAGGACGCACAGACCGGCAUCAAUGGCGCCGCAGAGGCCGCACGCCGUGGUGGUGCCGUACCCGGGCUCCGGCAACAUCAACCCGGCGCUGCAGCUCGCCAAGCUCCUCCACCGCCGCGGCGUCUACAUCACCUUCGUCAACACCGAGCACAACCACCGCCGCGUGCAGGCCACCGCCGCCUCCGUGCUCGGCCGCGAGGACGACGGGUUCCGGUUCGAGGCGAUCCCGGACGGCCUGGCGGACGCCGACCGCGCCGCUCCGGACCACGGCAGCCGCCUGUCCGCGUCCGUCAGCCGGCACUGCGCCGCGCCGCUCAGGGACCUCAUCGCGCGGCUCAGCGGCGGCGCCAUUACUGGCGUGCCGCCGGUCACCUGCGUGGUGGCCACGACGCUGAUGAGCUUCGCGCUGCGUGUGGCCGGGGAACUCGGGAUCCCGUCCAUCAUGUUCUGGGGCGGCAGCGCCGCCUCGCUCAUGGGCCACAUGAGGCUCCGGGACCUCCGAGAAAGAGGCUACAUCCCACUCAAAGAUGCGAGCUGCCUGACGAACGGCUACCUGGAGAAGACGGUCAUCGACUGGAUCCCGGGCAUGCCGCCGAUCAGCCUGGGCGACGUCUCGAGCUUCGUCCGCGCCGCCGGCCCGGACGACGCCGAGAUCCGGUUCACGGAGGCGGAGGCCAACAACUGCACCAUGGCCGGCGCGCUCGUCCUCAACACCUUUGAGGACCUCGAGGCCGACGUUCUCGCCGCGCUGCGCGCCGAGUACACGCGCAUCUACACCGUCGGCCCCAUCGGCUCCCUCCUCGACGAAGACACCGACACCUCUAAUGGCGGCGGCGGGCUGAGCCUGUGGAAGCAGGACACCGACUGCCUGGCAUGGCUGGACGCGCAGGAGCCACGCUCCGUCGUGUACGCCAACUUCGGAAGCAACACGGUGCUCACGGCAUCCCAGCUCGCCGAUUUCGCGUGGGGGCUGGCAGACAGCGGCCACAAAUUCCUCUUAUCCAUCCGAGACAACCUCGUCGUCCCUUCCGGCUCCGGCAGCAGCGGCGGUCUGCCGGCUGGGUUCGCGGCGGCGACGGCGGGCCGGUGCUGCGUGACGGCGUGGUGCCCGCAGGAGCGGGUGCUGCGGCACGGCGCCGUGGGGUGCUUCGUGACGCACAACGGCUGGAACUCCACCAGCGAGAGCUUGGCCGCCGGCGUGCCCAUGGUGUGCUGGCCGGGCUUCGCCGACCAGUUCACCAACUGCAAGUAUGUCUGCGAGGUCUGGGGCGUGGGGCUCCGGCUUGACGCAGAGGUGAAGCGGGAGCAGGUCGCUGGACAUGUCAGGAAGGCGAUGGAGGCGGAGGAGAUGCGGAGGAGCGCGGUGGCGUGGAAGGCGAAAGCGGCGGAGGCCGUGAGUCCCGGCGGGUCGUCGUUUGAGAACUUGCAGAGCAUGGUCAAGGCGCUCAACUCUGUUUAACUGAUUGAUUGGCUUUCGGUGAUGUGAGAUUUGGUAACAAGGGCGAGGUUACAGGUCAGUUUGAAUGUCAGCCGUCAGAAUUUGCCAAUAAGACGAUUUAAGAGCAAGUACACUAAGGUAAUAAGGUAACGUAAGCAUGCUAUAAAAGUUCGUUUUGUAUUUAAAAAAUCGCAUGUUUUCUAAUUAAAAUUCAAUCGUCGUGUUAGGCCGUCUGAUCUUAAAUAUUAUAUUUGAUCA